CGCGGGGUUAGUAAAAGUUGGGAUCGGAGCUCCGGAGAGAGAGAGGCACCGACAGCAGGAGAAAGAGAGAGAGAGAGAGAGAGAGAGAGAGAGAGAAACCGGGGCAAUUAUACGAACACUUCAUCGGCUUUAAAGCGAACAUUAAACACACAGAAACACUUGUUUGUUGUUGAGGAUAAACCGGGAGUCGGAGACAAACAGUGACACCGGGAGAGGACAGAGGGGGUAGGCGACUUUCUCUGAAGUUGAAGCCACAAUUUCGCUCGUUGAAGGAGGCAGCGACCCGUGUUUUUUCCCCCUGGAUUUGUCAAACGAAAGAGGAGGGAAACGCGGCUUCGUCUAUGGCACGAGUUAAAUGAGUAGAAAGUUGAAGUUUCGCGGCAGUCGGUAAAUGUUGUGACAUUUUAGGACGGCGUAAUUUCGCUCCAGCGGUCGACGGUCGAGUGGCGGGGUAAAACCCAAGCUGUCAAACCCGAUGACUACUGCAAACUGCCCCGGGAAUGAGGAGCUGGACUUCAGACUGAUCUUUGGAGAGGACGGGCAGCAGCAGCCGUUAGGCCCCGCAGAUCUGGAGCCUGAUGACAGCACAUCGUUCUAUAUCCUAAAUGUAGGCCAGCCCCAGUCUAUGGUCUCUAACCACCAGUCUAUUGGCUUGCCACGUCAUGGCAUGCAGUCUCACUCCCAGGUCAUCAACACUUCGCCACGCCUUCAGUCACACAAACCAGGACCUGAACUCCCGAGCUAUGAGGCCCAAGACUCCAAGUAUGCCACCUCCCCCCUGUUGCCCUCUGCUCCUGUGGAGGCACCGAAGGCCUUUGAGUGCCCCAGUAUUCAGAUCACCUCCAUCUCCCCCAGCUGCCAGCAGGAGAUGGAUGCCAAUGAGGAAGAUCUGAGGGCCAAUGGCCCUGAUGGGGAUUACCACGGUGAAAGGCCUUUGUCCAGAGACCACCUGUAUUUGCCGCUGGACCAUUCAUACCGGGACUCUUCGCUCAGCCCCAGCCCAUGCAGCAGUCUCUCCUCAAGAAGCUGGUUCUCUGAUGCCUCCUCUUGUGAAUCAUUCUCACACGUCUAUGACGAUGUUGACUCAGAGCUGAAUGAAGCAGCUGCCCGGUUUACCCUGGGCUCCCCGCUUACUUCCCCAGGUUGUACCUCCCCUCAGACUGGGGGUGGAGUUCUGGAGGAGCAGCCCCACUGGCAGCACCACCACCACCCUGCCUUUGUUCACCACUCCCACUCAAUCAGCCUGUCUCCCCGACAAUCCCCCUGCCACUCGCCACGCACCAGUGUCACUGAUGAAAAUUGGCUUAGCCCGCGUCCACCUUCCAGGCCUUCCUCUCGUCCCACCUCACCCUGUGGGAAGAGGCGUCACUCUAGCGCAGACAUCUGCUAUCCCGGCUCAUUGUCUCCUCAUCACUCACCCACACCCACGCCAGGACCGUCACCUAGGGGCAGCGUGACAGAGGACACUUGGGUUGGCAGUCCUUCUGUUGGCAUGUCACCCUUUCAGUGCUGCCCAUCUGAGGCAGACAUCCCCUCCAAAACAAGGAAGACCUCACAAGACAGAACAGCUAUGCAGACUGGGAAAGGGGAACUAGGGCUAGAUGACCAAGGAAAUAUGUCUCCUAAUCUAGACUCACCUUCAGAUGAGGCCCUCCACAGCCUGAAGAAGGAUGGGCCUGCAGAACAGUUCCUCUCAGUACCCUCCCACUUUUCAUGGAAUAAACCCAAGCCUGGUCAUACACCUAUAUUCAGGACCUCCUCACUGCCUCCUCUAGAUUGGCCACUGCCAAGCCAGUUCAGCCAGUAUGAACUGAAGAUAGAGGUGCAACCCAAAGCCCACCACCGAGCACACUAUGAGACUGAGGGCAGCAGGGGAGCCGUCAAAGCAGCAUCUGGUGGCCAUCCAAUCGUCAAGCUCAUUGGCUACAGUGAGAAGCCUGUCAACCUGCAGAUGUUCAUCGGAACAGCAGAUGACCGUUACUUGAGGCCGCACGCGUUCUACCAGGUGCACCGGAUCACCGGAAAAACUGUAGCUACAGCCAGCCAAGAAAUUAUUGUCUCCAGCACCAAAGUUCUUGAAAUUCCUCUCCUUCCUGAAAACAACAUGUCAGCCAGUAUCGACUGUGCUGGCAUACUCAAGCUGCGGAACUCGGACAUCGAGCUGCGGAAGGGGGAGACGGAUAUUGGACGGAAGAACACACGGGUCCGCGUGGUGUUCAGAGUGCACAUCCCUCAACCCAACGGGAAGGUGCUUUCGCUGCAGGCUGCCUCCAUUCCUGUGGAGUGCUCCCAGCGUUCAGCUCAAGAGCUGCCCCAGGUUGAGAAAUCCAGCCUGACCAGCUGUCUGGUCAGCGGGGGAGAAGAGAUGGUCAUCACUGGCUCCAACUUCUUCCCGGAGUCCAAGGUCAUCUUCCUGGAGAAAGGCCCUGAUGGACGACCACAGUGGGAAGUUGAGGCAAAAAUAAUCCGUGAGAAAACUCAGGGUUCAUGCAUUGUGGUGGAGGUCCCUCCCUACCAUAGUAAGACUGUGAGCUCAGCUGUGCAGGUGCAGUUUUAUGUCUGCAAUGGAAAGCGGAAAAGGAGCCUAUCACAACGCUUCACUUACCUUUCAGUGAUGGUUAAACAGGAGCACAGAGACGAGCUGGACCUUACUGCUGUACCCCCCAUUUCCAUGCCCCUGGCACAUGCUGCCACUCUGGUGCGCACCCAGCUGCCUUCUCCUGACCAGGGCCACCCAUCGGACAACCUUCUGUCCAGCUCCCCUCACGGCCUGGGCACGGGCUCCGGACCUGCUCUGCUCCCCCUGCAGGCUCCCUGCCCCUCCCUGGGCUCCCCGUCUUUCCAGCACCUGCCUCACCUCCAGGGUCGCAGUUUGCACCACUCCCCUGCCGACUGCCACAUGACGUUCCACUCGAGCUCUGGUCCUGCUCCUCUUGCUGCCCCUCCCCAGCCCUCCUACCAGCCUUUGCAACACAGCCACAGUCACGGUCAUAGCCUGUCCUUCAACGGCCAGCCCAGCCUUCCUCCUCAGAGCUAUGAGAGAAUGCCCUUUCAGCAAAGCCCCAGUGCAGCAUCACACCCGAUGGGCAUGGGAAUGGUGUACUCCACGUCCCCUUGCUCCUCGCCGUCAGGUCCCUCCUCCUCAUCUACCAAUCCCAUUGCUGGAUCCCCGCAGAGCCAGCAGCCCCUGCUCACCCCUUCAUCCCCACAUCUCCACACUCUCGGAGGCUAUCACUGCUCUCCAAAUCCCACCCAGGUUCCCUCUCCAGGUGGACACCCCCUUGCAGGGCAGCACUCCUCACAGCUGCAGAGGGCCAUGGGCUACCACCCAGUUAGUCAAAGGUCAGCUUCGUGUCCCACACCGUCCAGCGCCCCUCCACCACGGAUGAUCCCCUCUCCCCACUCUGGGCCUUCAUCUCCUCAACUCCACUCCUUGCCCUAUCAAUCUCCCACUUCAUCCUCCCCCACCUCAGGUGGCAGUCCUUUGGGGGCCCUGCAACAGCAGCAUUCAGGACAGCCUUCCCCCCAGGCUACAAGCCCAGUCAUGACUAGCUUGUCCCCAGCAGCAGUGGGGCCUCUUGUUCAUCCUUUAAGCCCUCAAGGACCUUUCCCCUCAGACGGGGAGAGGCUGAACAUUAAACAGGAGCCAGAAGACAGAGAGCCCACCUUCCGCUCCAUUGGCCUGCAAGACAUCACGUUGGAUGAUGUAAAUGAGAUAAUCGGCAGGGACAUGUCCCAGUCCCCCGCCACUCGCGGUCCUCCAUCAGCACACAACCAGUCAUAGCUCAGCCCUGGCUCAAGCUCUGACGCCGCUCGUGCACCAUGCCCUCCAGCUCUCAACCCUGCAAACUCCACAGCCCCAACGUAGACCCAGAUCCUGGUCCAGGUGCUGGUCCUGUUGGGAGAGGAGAGCUGAAGAGACAACUGGGUGGUCAAAGACAGGAGACGACUGGUGACUCCGUUAAAGUCACACGGACGUGCACGACCACCAGCCUGAUGAGAAGACUCUUCUUUGAUUUCAUUUAAAACUGUGUUAUUUCUCCUGUUUAGAGAUGAUGAUACAGAACUGACAGCUUCAACAGAAAUGUGAGCAGGAGAUCAUAGCCAUGUGGAGUUAGAAUGAGGCUGAUGUAGUUGGAGAACAACGCUGGAGAAGCAAAACGUGCUUUCUCUUCAGCUCUUUAGCUGUCUGUAAGUUCUCAGGCUUGUGUCGGUCUCUGACCCUUCAAAGCACCGCUGUCUUCCUGACCAAUCAGCUCUGUGAGUCUGGAGCACUCGCUUACAGCAGAACGGAGGGUGUCGCCCUCUCACCAGCAUCGACCUUCAUGAAUGAAGAUGUCUUGUAAGAAUGCGAGACACUCAGUAGCGCACAGUGUUGCCACAGGGAGCCAGAGCUGUGUUUGAGUCUCAUUCAGAGGGAUGUUUUUGUGGAGUUUCUCAGGCAACAUUGUUAAAAACAAAAAACAUGAGGAUGCUAAAAUUUCCAGAAUGCUACAAAUCAAGCUGAGUGAACAUCAGUAAAAGUGUGGCGUGAUCAAAUUGGAUCACCAAAUCAAAUCUGACCAGCCUGAAUGAUCACAGUGCCCGUAAUCAGUAAAACAAAUCUUUCAGAGGGAUCUCAAAUUUCUCGCUGUCGAGCUAAGAAAGUAGAACUUGUGAAGCGGCGUCCACUCCUGGUUUUUCCCCUUUUCAAACGGUAAACCUAUUCAGGUCUGGAGUGCAGGAGCCCGGCAGGAAGGACGAGCUCCCGUGAUGCUGGUCUUGGAUCUGCAAACCUGCGACAUUCCACAACUUUUAGUAACCUUGCAGCCGUGUAGAUAACUGUACAUUAUUUCCCACUUUUUUCCCUUCUGUCUCUUCCCAACCCAUUCUUUGCUCCCCCUCCCUCUCCUGUGUUUCCUCUUCGAUUUGAACAAAUGCCUUAUAAACAUUUAGCAGCUUUGAAAGGUAGUGAAAGCUUUUUGUUGUUGUUUUGAACAGCAGGCUUUAAGUUUGACAGUAAUACUUUUUUAGAAAAACGGGUGUGCAAGUCGGGUCGUGUGGAUGUGAUUUCAUGAAUCCUGAUGAGGGAUGUUUGAAGAUAUACAAAGAUCUCGUUUUGAGUGUUUUCAUUGGUCCACAGUGGCAGAGCUCGCUGCCUCUGAAAUUUCUAUUCAUGCAAUAACUCCCCAAAUCUCACAGGGGGCCUCUGUGUGCCUUCUAAGUCCUAACAGCCACCAUGCAAAAUGCUGGGAUGGCAGCCUGGGUGGCUUUUAAAAUAAUCUGACCGAAGUUUUCAAAGCAUUUUAUACACACACACAUCUAUAUAUUCCAUUUCUGUAUUGUGUCCCAUUCUGUAAUGAACAAGGUAAAAUCCCAGAGUCCAGACAACAACAUCUGGAUAGAAUGGGGUCUUCCACAUCCCCCCUUUUUUUCCAACAAUUUCCUAUGAAAUAUGCAGUGCCAGUAUGGCAGCAAUAACACAAACUCGAGUGUUUUCAGACAGGCUUCUAGUCAGAGAUGAAGUGGGUUAGAUUUUGUUUUUAAAGAUUCCCAUCGGCUUUUUUUUUUUUUUUUGCCUUAAGCUUGACAAUGAUGCUCCUGCAUGUGAGAGCUGAGGAGUGUUGCUUAUGAUGGUUUGAAGUCAGUUUCCAGGUGAAAAUGAUUCUGCUAUGCAUUCAAAUUCUGCCUAAUGCCUUUAAAAAAAUGACAAAAAAGACAAAAAAAGACCUUGAUGCCUAUAGAAGUAGACUGUAGACUUGUAGAUGCUUGAUUGAUUCUGUUAGCAUCGUGGAUUUGUCCAUCAGCCAAUCUGCCUUGUCGAGGACACAGUGCAAGCAUCUUAAUAGGUUCAGGUGUGUGUGUGUGUGAGAGAGAGAAUGUGUGUUGACGGAUGCUUGGUGUUUGUACCAAAUAUGCUGUACAGAAGACAGGAGUCCUAUUUUCAACAACAGAAGCACACACAUGUAUUUAGGCUAUGCAAACUGUAACAGCAGCAAAUGUGAGAAAUGAGAUUAUAAAGUAUUUGUAAAGUUGCUUAUGAACUUCACAGAGAAAAAAAAUAAACCUUCAGAUAGUGAGAGUAUCAUGUCACUAUGUAAACUAUUAGGAUGCCUUAACUCUUGUUUGAAAACCAGUUUGUCGGUGUGUCAGUAUGCUGUUGUGGGUUGAUUUUCUUUCCCCUUGACUAAGACGCAAGUCGGUAAUUAUUAUAAAUAUUUUUGUUUGUUUUGUGGGGGCACAGGGUGGACAUUAAGCGUUGGGUGGGAGAACUGAGAUGGUUUUUUUGCAUAUAAAGUUGGUUCUGCAGCUUGAAAGACUUGAGUCGACAAAAAAGAGAAAAAAAAAAAAAGAAACAAAACCAGCAUUGACAGUAAACUCUGGCUGCCGUCCUCUUCUGUCACAACCAAAGACCGAACAAUAUGUUCCCAUUUUACAUGAUAGUAAAGCAACAGAGACUGUACAACUCUAUUUUUGAUACUUUGAAAUGGAUGUCAUUCCUAAAAGGUUGGGGACAUGUAUGACUGUCUAUAUAUAUAUAUAUAUAUAUAUAUAUAUAUAUAAACACAAAUAUAUAUAUGAAAUUGUUUUGUAAAAUAAAAGGGAAAUACAGGUUUAGCUGAUGUUUACCAAGCCUUGUAUUGUCAUUUCUUGUAUAUUUUGUAUGUUAAAUUUUUGUAAUUUUUAAGACUGCAGUGCUUUUUGAAAUUAUUCAAAGGGAAUAAUACCUUGCAUCAUACUGUAGGCUCUAAAGUAGUGUAUGUCAAUAAAAGAGAAAACUCA
Molecule: messenger RNA, 6762 nt
Organism: Acanthochromis polyacanthus (spiny chromis)
Lineage: Eukaryota; Metazoa; Chordata; Actinopteri; Pomacentridae
Gene: nfatc3a
Product: nuclear factor of activated T cells 3a
Exons: 10
Coding region: 476-3784 (1102 amino acids)
Biological process (GO): cytokine production; calcineurin-NFAT signaling cascade; regulation of transcription by RNA polymerase II
Cellular component (GO): transcription regulator complex
Molecular function (GO): DNA-binding transcription factor activity, RNA polymerase II-specific; RNA polymerase II cis-regulatory region sequence-specific DNA binding; transcription factor binding
Source: RefSeq, a predicted model, not a curated record